UAUAUUAUUGCUUUGGCCAUCCCGGAAAAUGAGAGCUGGUCCACGAGACCGUACACUGAACUCUCUUCUAGACCUGGUAUGGUAUGUGGGAAGAAAAUCAACAGUAACUUUGUGCGAGCCCGAUAGAAAAAAGAUACACGUAUCUCCUAGUCCAGCCAAUCUCUGCCGCGGAAUCAACUAGAAUCCAAAUGGCGGAGUUCGUCGAAUUGGAAGCGCAAGACGGCGUCCGAAUGCCGUGGAACGUGAUCCCGGGCACGAAGCAAGAAGCCAGCAACUGCGUGAUCCCAAUUUCGGCCAUCUUCACUCCGAUCAAGCCCUUCCAAAACAUGCCAGUACUUCCCUAUUCCGCACUACGCUGCCGCACCUGCCGCUCCGUUCUUAACCCCUUCUCCAUCGUCGAUUUCGCCGCCAAGAUCUGGAUCUGCCCCUUGUGCUUUCAGCGCAACCACUUCCCCCCUAACUACUCCUCCAUCUCCGACGACAAUCUCCCUGCCGAGCUCUUUCCCCAAUACACCACCAUCGAGUACGACCAAACUCCCUCCUCGCAUGUGCCUCCUUCCCCGCCUGUGUUCAUGUUCGUAGUCGACACGUGUAUGAUUGAGGAGGAGAUGGCUUUCCUCAAGUCCUCGCUAUCCCAGGCUGUAGAUUUAUUGCCUGAUAAUUCGCUGGUUGGGCUGAUCACGUUUGGUACUUUCGUGCACGUCCACGAGUUAGGAUUCGGGCAGAUCCCCAGGACGUAUGUGUUCAAGGGGUCCAAGGACGUGUCCAAGAACCAGCUUCUUGAUCAAAUGAGCUUUUUUACCAAGAAGCCCAAGCCGGCCACCGGUGUCAUUGCUGGUGCUAGGGAUGGGCUUUCCUCUGAGAGCAUUUCGCGUUUUCUGUUACCUAAGUCUGAGUGCGAGUUCACCCUGAACUCGGUUUUGGAGGAGCUACAGAAGGAUCCUUGGCCUGUGCCGGCGGAUCUUCGGGCUACUAGGUGCACCAGCACGGCAUUGAGUAUUGCGGCGAGUUUGUUGGGAGCCUGUGUUCCUGGUUCUGGGGCUAGAAUUAUGGCGUUUAUUGGCGGGCCUUCAACGGAAGGCCCUGGUUCUAUAGUGUCAAAAAAUUUGUCAGAACCAAUUCGUUCUCAUAAGGACCUGGAUAAAGAUUCUGCUCCACUUUAUCACAAAGCUACGAAGUUUUAUGAGGGACUUUCAAAGCAGCUUGUACAUCAAGGACAUGUGCUUGAUCUUUUUGCAUGUGCACUCGACCAGGUGGGAGUUGCUGAGCUUAAAAUUGCAGUUGAAAGAACUGGAGGACUGGUUGUGCUUGCAGAAAGUUUUGGCCAUUCAGUAUUUAAAGAUUCACUCAAACGUGUUCUCCAGGCGGGUGACUAUGAUCUUGGUUUAUCAUCGAAUGGUAUUUUUGAGAUAAACUGCUCAAAAGAUAUCAAAGUUCAGGGCAUUAUUGGCCCCUGUGCAUCUCUUGAAAAGAAAGGUCCUUUGUGCUCAGAUACUGUCAUCGGCCAAGGGAGUACUACUGCAUGGAAGAUGUGUGGCCUUGACAAAGCUACAUCUUUAUGUCUUAUUUUUGAAAUUGUAAAUAAGGAAAGCCCGGAUGCUACGAUUCAAUCAACAAGCAAUCAGUUUUACUUCCAAUUUUUAACUUACUAUCAGCAUUACAGUGGUCAAAUGAGACUACGUGUUACAACUCUUUCAAGAAGAUGGGUUGCUGGGCCUGGAAGCAUACAGGACUUGACCGCUGGAUUUGACCAAGAAGCAGCUGCAGUAGUCAUGGCACGGCUAGUUUCUUUUAAAAUGGAAACUGAGGCUGAGUUUGACCCUAUAAGAUGGUUGGACAAGUCAUUAAUACAUCUAUGUUCUCGGCUUGGAGAUUACCAGAAGGAUAGUCCAUCCACUUUCAGCUUGUCUCCAAGACUUUCAAUAUUCCCCCAGUUCAUGUUUCAUUUGCGACGUUCUCAGUUUGUUCAGGUUUUUAACAACAGCCCUGAUGAGACAGCGUACUUCAGAAUGAUACUGAACCGAGAGAAUGUUUCCAAUUCAGUUGUGAUGAUUCAGCCUUCAUUGAUUUCUUACUCAUUUCAUUCAGGCCCAGAACCAGCCCUUCUUGAUGUGGCCACCAUUGCAGCUGACAGGAUCCUGCUUUUGGACUCAUAUUUCACUAUCGUCAUUUUUCAUGGUGCAACAAUUGCUCAGUGGCGAAAAGCUGGAUACCAUGAUCAACCUGAACAUCAGGCAUUUGCUCUGUUGCUGCAAGCUCCUCGCAAUGAGGCAGAUGCCAUAUUUAAAGAAAGGUUUCCAGUACCUCGCCUGGUCAUUUGUGAUCAGCAUGGCUCCCAGGCUCGUUUUCUUUUAGCAAAAUUGAACCCUUCAGCUACAUAUAACUCCGAUGCUCCCCUACCGGGAGGGGAUGUUAUAUUCACCGAUGAUGUUAGCUUUGAGGUCUUCUUGGAUCAUCUCCAAAGAUUAGCAGUUCAAUAAUGUAGAAUAGGGCUUUUCUGCAAUUUUUUUUUUUUUUAAUUUUUCUAUUUUUGGCCCCUUCUCUGAUCUCAUGUAUAGUAGAUGCUAUGACUUUAGUAUUAAGUUUUGUUGUUGGUUGGGAUUCAUAAUCGCAAA
Carya illinoinensis is the source of this 2615-nucleotide messenger RNA. RefSeq names its product protein transport protein SEC23. The record is from RefSeq and is a predicted model, not a curated record. The coding region runs from base 189 to 2480 and encodes 763 amino acids. Gene Ontology annotation, biological process: intracellular protein transport; endoplasmic reticulum to Golgi vesicle-mediated transport; COPII-coated vesicle budding. The transcript is spliced from 12 exons. Gene Ontology annotation, molecular function: GTPase activator activity; zinc ion binding. Lineage: Eukaryota; Viridiplantae; Streptophyta; Magnoliopsida; Fagales; Juglandaceae. Gene Ontology annotation, cellular component: endoplasmic reticulum exit site; COPII vesicle coat.